Messenger RNA from Trifolium pratense (red clover), 2897 nucleotides. Its product is annotated as DEAD-box ATP-dependent RNA helicase 3, chloroplastic. Gene Ontology annotation, molecular function: zinc ion binding; ATP binding; RNA binding. The transcript has 10 exons. The record is from RefSeq and is a predicted model, not a curated record. Bases 142 to 2463 code for a protein of 773 amino acids. Lineage: Eukaryota; Viridiplantae; Streptophyta; Magnoliopsida; Fabales; Fabaceae.
AGAGCGAGCUGGAGGUUUAAAAGGCCAUACAUUCAUUCAUUCUCCAACAAUCUCCUUCUCUUUUCCUUAUCUUUAUCUCUUUUUCUUCAUUUCUUCAUUCUUCUUUUCUUCUUUCUCAAAGAAGAAGAAGAAUCAACAAAAAUGGCUUCCAUCACUGUAAUCGGCGCUUCCUCUGCAUACAAACAUCCCUCUCUCGAACCACACAAGAAAAAACUAUCAUCCAUUUCCACUUCCUCAGUUAAAUUCCACUCUCUCGACUCCAACAAAUCCCGCCACGUCACCAACACUCUCCUCAGACAUAACAACCGUCUCGCCAAUUUCAACUCCUCCUCCUCCUCCGAUAGGUUUAUUCCUUCUGCUGUUGCUACUCCAAAUUCUUCCUCUUCUUCACUUCUCAGUGAUGAAGCAUUUCAAGGAUUAGGAGGACCUAGAAGCUUCGACGGUGAUGAUGAAGAAGAUGAUGAUUUCCCUUCACGAACUGCUUCUAUUAGCUCCGAUGAACUUGACAUUUCUAAACUCGAUUUGCCUUCGCAACUUGUGGAUUCACUUCGUAAACGUGGGAUUACUGAGCUUUUUCCUAUUCAGAGAGCUGUGUUAGUUCCUGCACUACAAGGUAGAGAUAUCAUUGCUCGUGCAAAGACUGGAACAGGGAAAACAUUGGCUUUUGGAAUUCCUAUUAUUAAUGGUCUCGAUGAUGGUGAAGAUUCGGGUCCUUACAGCAGUAGCAGGCGUCUUCCUAGAGCCUUGGUCCUUGCACCUACCAGGGAGUUAGCAAAGCAAGUGGAGAAGGAGAUAAAAGAAUCUGCGCCUUAUCUCAAAACAGUUUGUGUUUAUGGAGGUGUUUCUUAUGUUACUCAACAGAGUGCACUUUCACGUGGUGUUGAUGUGGUUGUUGGAACUCCCGGCAGGCUGAUUGACCUCAUCAAUGGGAACACACUUAGGUUGAAUGAAGUUGAGUAUUUGGUACUCGACGAAGCUGAUCAGAUGCUUGCUGUUGGGUUUGAGGAGGACGUGGAAGUCAUUUUGGAAAAGCUUCCACCUAAGAGACAAAGCAUGCUUUUUUCUGCAACCAUGCCUACUUGGGUCAAAAAAUUGGCCAGGAAAUAUUUGAACAAUCCAUUGACUAUUGAUUUGGUUGGCGAUGAAGAAGAAAAGCUUGCUGAAGGGAUAAAACUUUAUGCUUUGUCAGCCACUGCCACUUCAAAGCGAACAAUUCUUUCUGAUCUUAUUACCGUUUAUGCAAAGGGUGGGAAGACUAUAGUUUUUACACAGACAAAAAGAGAUGCUGAUGAAGUAUCGUUGGCAUUAACAAAUAGUAUCACAUCUGAGGCACUGCAUGGCGAUAUAUCUCAGCACCAGAGAGAGAGAACAUUGAAUGGUUUCAGACAAGGAAAAUUUACAGUGCUUGUUGCCACUGAUGUUGCAUCUCGUGGACUUGAUAUUCCCAAUGUUGAUUUGAUUAUCCAUUAUGAGCUUCCAAAUGAUCCCGAGACUUUUGUACAUCGUUCUGGUCGUACUGGCCGUGCAGGAAAGCUAGGUACAGCCAUUCUGAUGUACACGGGUAGCCAGAGGAGAACAGUUAGAUCCCUUGAGCGUGAUGUAGGAUGCAAAUUUGAAUUUGUUAACGCACCGUCUAUGGAAGAUGUUUUGGAGGCAUCCGCUGAGCAAGCUGUUGUCACACUUGAUAGAGUUCAUCCCGAGUCUAUUGCAUUUUUCACUCCAACUGCAGAGAAACUGAUUGAAGAAAAAGGAACAACUGCCCUUGCAGCUGCACUGGCACAACUGAGCGGAUUCGCCCAACCUCCGUCUUCCCGGUCUCUUAUCACCCAUGAACAGGGAUGGGUUACAUUGCAAUUAACUCGAGAUUCAGAAAAUUCUCAAAGAUAUUUUUCAGUAAGAUCAGUCACCGGGUUUCUUAAUGAUGUAUAUUCCAAAGCGGCCGAUGAAGUUGGAAAAAUACAUUUAAUUGCAGAUGAAAGGGUUCAAGGAGCCGUUUUUGAUCUUCCAGAGGACAUUGGUAAAGAGUUACUUGAGAAGGAUGUACCACCUGGAAACACCAUUUCCAAAGUCACUAAGUUGCCUGCUUUGCAAGAUGACGGGCCUGCAAGUGAUUUCUAUGGGAAGUUUUCCGAUAGAGAACGAAGUAACCGCAGAGGUUCUAGAGAUGGGAGAGGAGGUUUUAGAUCCUCACGGGGAUGGGAUGGAGGCCGAGGCCAAGGCCGAGGCUCUGAUGAUGAUUUUGGUGACUCUUCUAGGAGGGGUGGCAGAAGUUAUAAAAGUGGCAACAGCUGGUCCAAACCAGAAAGAAGCAGCCGGGAUGAUUGGCUAAUUGGAGGCAGACAAUCAAGCAGGUCUCCGUCAUCACCGAACAGAAGCUUUGAUGGGGCCUGUUUUAAUUGUGGGGAAUCCGGGCAUCGAGCAUCGGAUUGUCCAACCAAGCGAGGCGGCGGCGGCUUUUAUUAAUCCCCUCCCAUGAAUUUAUUUUUGGGUAUUCCUUUGUCCAAUGAUGUGAGCUGAGGUCACUGCUGUUGGCCUAUUGGGGUCAGAAAAAUUCAAAGAUGCAUCCCAAAAUAAUUACAGAACUGAUGUUUAUUUGCAUCUCCUUGUCGGCAGAAUGUCCUUAGACGUCUCCUUUCCCGGUCCUCGUGUUUUUCAGUCUUGAUAUAGAAAUUAGUAGUAGUAUUCAGUUAAAAGGCUUGGUUUUGCAUUCUUCUUUUUGGGAGAAGGAAAAAGGGGAGGGAAGGAGCGUGGUUGUAUACUUGUAUGGUCCUGUGUUCUACUUAACAUUGUUAUGUAAUUUAUUUUCCAUCUUAUAGUGGUUUAGAAACAGAUAGACAGGAAUACCUUUAAAGUUUAAAUUAAUGCAAAAUUUAAACUCUUAUGUAAUUUAUUUUCCA